UAGUGCGCGGUGCAAUCACGAUUUUUGUAUUAAACAUGAAGCAAUGUCUCUGGUGGAACUCCUGGUUGGUGGGCUCGCGGAUUGUGUUGCACAGUGGACAUAGUGUUGUAGACCAGUCUCGUGAACCUACUUACCUUGUAUUACUUUGGUAUUCUUACUUUGAGGAAUUGAACUUCCCGACGAUUACACCUCUAGACUCAGUUGAAGGUGCAGACCUAGUGAAAAUCUACAAGGGAGAAUAUGAGCUAGCAGUGGGAUGCAAUCAAUUAAUCCAUUCAUCCCAAUAAGACGAUGGGUAACUGUGGGAGUUGUCCAGAUUCGAUUAUCGCCUCGAUUACUGUAUGGUGGACCACUUCAAAGCUGGUGAAAAUGGGGAAGAGGAAUCACACUACGGUGGUAUUGGUUUAGGU
Suillus clintonianus is the source of this 410-nucleotide messenger RNA. RefSeq lists its product as uncharacterized. The transcript is spliced from 2 exons. The record is from RefSeq and is a predicted model, not a curated record. The coding region runs from base 36 to 287 and encodes 83 amino acids. Lineage: Eukaryota; Fungi; Basidiomycota; Agaricomycetes; Boletales; Suillaceae.